AUGGGACCGCUUCCUUUGCUACGGAUGCCUAACUUCUUCGGUGAUAGAGUAGAGACAAUUCCUAUUGACCCCUGGGGAACUCCCUUAAUCCCUACGGUUCUCGCGCUUCCUUCUAGCCGCUUCGCCUACGAAAAUGAAAAGCAAAGAGCUUCUUCGGGAAUUGAAACACCUUUUGAACCGAACUCCCUAGCCUAUGACGGCAUUCCCAUAGCUCUAUGCCUACCGUCUUUCCGGGUCACCUAUCAUUCACACCUGGUAAGUCGGGACCAUAUACCUCGGACAAUUCCUACCGCAUCAACAAAAAAACUAGCAUCUCGCAACGAGAAAAGCAAGACCGACCUCCGUAGAGCUAGAUUCGGUCAAAUGGUUACCACGCUUAACACUUGGAAUUGGAAGUGUGAUGGAGAUCUCGUUCACUCUUGA
Dovyalis caffra is the source of this 423-nucleotide messenger RNA. The record is from the annotation of a GenBank genome assembly. NCBI's taxonomy places the organism in Eukaryota, Viridiplantae, Streptophyta, Magnoliopsida, Malpighiales, Salicaceae.